AUGGAAUCGAUCGAUCCUAAUAUUGUAACUCGAUCUCCGGCGAAAGCUCCGUCAUCAUCUUCAUCGAAUUCGGUGGAUUCAAUCAAUCCAACUAGAUUUCCGGCCAAAGCUCCGUCAACAUCAACAUCCAAUUCAGUUGAUGAAAGAGAAAUAAUUUCGGAAGUAGAAAAUUAUGCAGAUAUUUCAAAUAUAUUUUCCGUUCCCGUGCUGAAAGAAACACCUAAAACAAAUGUUACUCAAACAUUCCAAACGCCGGACGGAUCGCAGUUUUUUGUCCCAAUAGUUGAUUACAAAAGACAACCAGUGAUAGGAAGAAACUAUGGAUCACUUGAAAGAUGUCGUAAGAUGUACCACGAGUAUGCUUAUUAUUCUGGUUUUGAAAUCACAAAAGGGAGCCAGAAAACUAAUUUGUCGGGAAUAGUAAGACAAAAGUACUAUCUUUGUCACAGAGCUGGAGAAAGAAAGAAGGUUAACAUAGAUAGUUUAGAAAGAAAUGAAAAACAAGUUAGAAAAAGCAGCAUGGAAUCCACUGGAUGUAAAGCUAGAGUGAGAUUUGACUUGGAUUACUUGAACGAAACAUACAUAAUAGCUGAUUUCCAUGCAAUUCAUAAUCAUGAAUUGGUUCCGCGAGAGUAUAGACAUCUAUGCAAAACAGAUAGACAACUAAAAUAUGCAGAGCAGCUAUUUGUCUACAAUGCCUCCAUCUCAAACGUUGGACCAACAAAAGCUCAUCAACUGUACAGUAACUUGAAGGGAAGCUCGUUAAAUGUAAACGGGACAGUUGAUGAUUUCAGAAACUGGAAGAGGGACCUAAAUGUGUACAUCAAUGAAAGUGACGCUCAAAUUUUAGUUAACAAAAUGAUGGAAAUGAGAGAACAUAUCCCUGGUUUUGCAUUUGAGUAUAAGGUUGACAACUCUGAAUUGCACUCACUCUUUUGGGCCGAUAAUGUAGCAAGGCGUAACUAUGAAGAAUUCAGUGACAUAAUGUCCUUUGAUGCAACGUAUCGGACAAACAGGUACAACAUGAUGUUUGUCCCUUUCACGGGAAUAGACAACCAUAACAAAUGUGUAACCUUUGCUGCUGGGUUGAUAAGAGAUGAGAAGCAAGAAACAUACACAUGGCUCCUAAAAUGUUUCAUGGAUAACUUCAAGAAAGAGCCAACAAUGGUGGUAACAGAUCAAGACAAAGCCAUGGAGAUUGGAAUAAAAAAUAUAUUUAAGACUGCAAAGCAUAGGCUGUGCAUGUGGCACAUAACACAAAAACUGCCAACAAAGAUAAGAGAGGCAACUCCAAGUAUAGAAGAUGAAACUGAGAGAGACUUCAAGAGCAGGUUUGACAGUAUAGUUUGGAAUAUUCACAUGGAACCAAAAACUUUCGAGGAAAAAUGGGAGAAGUUGAUGAUUGAUUUUUCAUUACAAAAUGACAAUUGGUUCAAGUAUAUGUUUCAAAUCAGAUCAAAGUGGAUACCAGCUUACUUCAUUGACACUCCAAUGUGUGGCUUGAUGAGAACAACAUCAAGGUCAGAAAGCGAGAAUGCUUUUUUUUCUCAUUUCACAAGAUCAGCGUCAAAUCUGGUGAGUUUCAUGAGUGGAUUUGAAUCAGCAAUGAUGAAACAAAGGUCAAAACAAGAAAAGUUAGAUGCUGAAACAAUAAAGAAGACUCCAAUAUUGAACACAAAACUCAAAAUAGAAAUGCAUGCUUCAAAACUGUACACAAAAACAAUUUUUGAGAUGAUACAGAAGGAAAUAGAAGCUGGUCUAUAUGAUUGUUUAGUUGCCCAAAUGACUGCUGAAGAAGAGUGUCAAAUUUAUAUCAUUAAUGAGAUGUUAAAGAGGAAAGUGAAAGAGACUGGACAAAAUGUGAUUCAGUAUAAGGUAUUGCAUAACCUUGAGAAUAGUUCUGUUAUGUGUACCUGUAGACACUAUCUCCGUUUAGGUCUCCUUUGCCGACAUUGUUUUAGUGUUUUGAAGAACAAUAAUAUAGAUGAAAUACAUGCACAAUACAUUAUGAGGCGGUGGACAAAAGGCAUCAUACCACCUGAUUUGAGAUCAAGCAGAAACAGAUUUGACAAUGGAAAUGUUGGUACUCAAAAGAUGGUUGCUGAAGCAAGUUCAGUUUUUGAGGACUACUUACAUCUUGUUGUGAACGAUGAUGAAAAACUUAAAGAGUUUCUGGAAAAAGUCAAAUCGUUGAAGUCAGAAGUUGAGGCUGAUAUGGCAAACCAACCACCAAAGAAAAAAAAUGAAGUGAUAUCAAGAAUGAUGGGUGUUGAAAAACCAGAUUCAAACGAAAUAAAAAACCCUCCAGUUGGAGUGUAUAAGGGAUGUGGAACUGUUAACCGUAUAAUGGGCGGUAAGGAGAAAGGACUAAAAGAAAACAAUAAAAGAAAGAGAAAGUGUACUACAUGCGGAGAUACGAAUCACAACAGCAGGACAUGUGGAAAAAAGAAACAAAAACUCAAUGAAAAAGUGAAUACUGAAGGAGCUUCAAACAAUUAG
Erigeron canadensis is the source of this 2499-nucleotide messenger RNA. Its product is annotated as protein FAR1-RELATED SEQUENCE 5-like. NCBI's taxonomy places the organism in Eukaryota, Viridiplantae, Streptophyta, Magnoliopsida, Asterales, Asteraceae. Gene Ontology annotation, biological process: regulation of DNA-templated transcription. The transcript is spliced from 5 exons. Bases 1 to 2499 code for a protein of 832 amino acids. The record is from RefSeq and is a predicted model, not a curated record. Gene Ontology annotation, molecular function: zinc ion binding.